Messenger RNA from Saccharomyces mikatae IFO 1815, 624 nucleotides. It is a transcript of the gene YET1, whose product is annotated as Yet1p. The transcript has a single exon. Gene Ontology annotation, biological process: intracellular protein transport; endoplasmic reticulum to Golgi vesicle-mediated transport. The record is from RefSeq and is a predicted model, not a curated record. Gene Ontology annotation, cellular component: endoplasmic reticulum; endoplasmic reticulum membrane. Lineage: Eukaryota; Fungi; Ascomycota; Saccharomycetes; Saccharomycetales; Saccharomycetaceae. Bases 1 to 624 code for a protein of 207 amino acids.
AUGAGUUUAUAUUUUACAACUUUAUUUUUACUGCUCACUGUUGAGAUGGUGAUGCUCUUCAUCUUCGUAUUGCCUUUACCAUUCCGGAUCCGCAGAGGUAUUUUUAGCACUUACAACCAAUUGACAGCGAAGCAGCAAAUAAAAACCAUAAUUUUCAUAACGGGCUGUCUUGUUGGAUUAUUGUUUAUCGAUUCCUGGAAGAGGUCUCAAAUUCGUGUCUCAUUGUAUCAUCACGAUAACAGUGGCACAAUGGGGUCAACUGCUGUCACCCCAAUACAGGCCUUAGCAUCAAGAGCUUACAACCAAAGAAACAUGUAUAUUUCCGGGUUCAUAUUGUAUUUUUCUAUCUGUAUCCCAACUGUCAUGUCUAUUGUCAAGAGGCUAGUGAAAUACCAAGGCUUGAUCAACGAACAAAAAAAACAAAAGUCAAGUAAACCCUCCCAAAAUGUCAAGAAGGCUUCAGAGAAAGGCACUGAUUCCGUUAAGCUUGAAGAAGAAUUGAAGAAGAAGCAAAUUUCUCUGGAGGGCCUACAAAAGCAAGUCAAAAACUUGGAAAAGUACUUUGAUGAGAAAAAUCAACCUGGAAACGUGGCUGCUGCUGAAGCUGCAAAGAAAGGAAAUUAA